GAAUUUCUGACCUCAUGUCGCACAAAUAGCACAAUCACUCUCAUAUAUAAAAACCCCCACCUCACCACAAACUUUCCCGUCACUCGUUUUCUUCCAAAUCUUCAACUAACAACAAUAACGACGACAAUCUAAAAUGCUUCCUCGAACCGUCUUACAACGUGUUGCUGCUAAGCAAGUCGCUCGACGAUCCUAUGCUACUGCAGGCAGUAACGUCGCCACUGGUCCAGGUGGCACCAGUGGUGGUCCCGCUGGCGGCCCCAACAAGAACGGUGGUGGUAAUGGUGGACUUAUUAUGGGCGUUGCCCUCGGUGGUGCUGUCGCUGCUUAUCUUUACAAAAAGAGUCAAGAAGGAGGAGGAAACGCAGAACGAAACUCUGCAAAGCUGAGAGAAGCAGUCGGCGACAAAUCUGCAGAAGCCCAAGGCUAUGUCGAUGCUGUAAAGACCAAGGCCAGUGACGAAUACGAAAACGCCAAGGAAGCUGCAGGCGACAAGGCUUCCGAAGCCCAGAAAUAUGCGGAUGAAGCCAAGUCCAAGGCCAGCAAUGAGUACUCCAAUGCAAAGAAGGCAGCCAAUGACAAGGCUUCCGAAGCUGAAGGUUACGUCGACUCUGUAAAGAACAAGGCUAGCGAUGAAUACGCCAACGCAAAGAAGACUGCGAACGACAUGGCUUCUGAGGCUGAAUCUGAAGCGCAAGGCUACGUGGACGUCGCAAAAGAAAAAUUGAAUAGCACUACAGAUUCUGCAAAAGAAACAGCAGCCGAUACUGCCGCACAAGCACGAGGCUAUGUCGAUGCAGCAAAGACCAAAGUCAACGACACAGCAGAGGCCGCUAAGGAAUAUGUAGGAGGAAAGAAAUAAAUAAAUUAAAAGAAGACAGAAAGCAAAUGUACAUAGACAAACAAUAUUCCUCUUGGAAUCAAGACAAUUCUUUUCGCUUUAUUAUUCUUUGCAGGCGAUCUUGGUGUUUUGUGUGUGUGUGUGUGUAUAAUU
Zychaea mexicana is the source of this 991-nucleotide messenger RNA. RefSeq lists its product as uncharacterized. Bases 134 to 859 code for a protein of 241 amino acids. Lineage: Eukaryota; Fungi; Mucoromycota; Mucoromycetes; Mucorales; Lichtheimiaceae. The record is from RefSeq and is a predicted model, not a curated record. The transcript has 2 exons.